Messenger RNA from Bactrocera oleae (olive fruit fly), 1056 nucleotides. It is a transcript of the gene ppk10, whose product is annotated as pickpocket 10. The record is from RefSeq and is a predicted model, not a curated record. Lineage: Eukaryota; Metazoa; Arthropoda; Insecta; Diptera; Tephritidae. Gene Ontology annotation, cellular component: plasma membrane. Gene Ontology annotation, biological process: sodium ion transmembrane transport. Gene Ontology annotation, molecular function: ligand-gated sodium channel activity.
UAUUUAAUGCGAAAAAAUUAUCGUUUUUCAUAUUUUUGAUCGUUGAUUUAAGCAAAAAGAAAAUCACGGGUCAGCCGAAAGAGGAUCUGUAUAUCUUCCUUGAGACUUUGGCCAACUCAACAUAUUUUAACUUCGCCAAUAUAACUGUACGUCCGAGCAUCGAUAGCACCUUGGAUCGCUUGCGUUUGCGACCUGCGCAGUAUAUGUCACUGAUAUAUAACUUAACCUUCGACUUCACGCAGAAGGAGGAAGGAAGGGAACACAUCAAGCUGAAUGAUGGCUUUCAGAAUUUUUUUGUGCGUCAGGUGCUCACCGAAUUUGGUAUUUGCUACUUGAGUAACAGCUACUUACACGCUGAGUACACAGCACGCUAUUUUUUGUUUGGAAAAUAUCCGAAGAUCGACAAGGAAAAUGUUAAAAUGUUGUUAGGUAGCUACUUCGAUAGCGCAUUGUUGAUUUUAUCGGUACCGAAGGCGUUCGGAAGUAUUGGGGUUUUCAUACACUCUUCUCAUGAUGCCUUAAAAAUUGAGCAGAAGUUUUUCUAUACCAACGAGGCGGUGUACUACAAAGCUGAGACGCGAGAAAUUGUUGCCGAAGAUGGUUUUGAAAAAUCUACCACAGUGGCUCAACGCAAUUGCCGCUUUCCGCAUGAGUCGAAUUUGAAGCAUUUUGAAAUUUAUACUAAAAGCUUUUGCAUGCAAGAAUGUCGCCUUAAUUUGGUCUAUAAAAAAUGUAAAUGCAUACCACAUUUCUAUCCGAACAGAAUUAAAAAUCCGAAGCCGAUUUGCUCUUACACUACGCUUAAGUCCUGUGUGGCUAAAAAUGCAGAAUCCUUUCGCCGUUUACAUAGUUCAAGAGCUCGGAAAACUGUACAUUGCCAUUGUGUGGAUUCCUGCUUCAACAGCAUUGUGGUUGUGAAAAGUGCGGAGGUUUUAGCAAAUCUCAAUAUCUUUCAGACUGGUUUUACUGUCGGCCUUGAGGUAACCACUUGGCCAUUGGAGUUGCUGAAACGACAAGUGAUUUUUACUUUUACCGAUUUGUUGGGUGAGUAAUGGA